CCAAAAUGAUUUUGAAAUAUAAUUAUAUAACGACUUAAAAGAGCCGACAUAAUGCGCAGCGCAUCCUAACCACGCCCACUGUGUACUCUGCUCGUAAUACGGUAGUCAUGAAUAAUUCAUACACCCUGCCUUUUGUGCCCAUGUUAUUAUUGAUCUUACAAUUACUACUGUACCCGUAGCCAGGCAGUAUAGGACUAGAUGUACAUGUACACACAGUGUCGAUGUAUACUGUGGUAAAGUGGAGAACAAUAAUCAUGAUAUAAUGGAGGUAUGGACAUUCUUUGACUGAAAUUCUUGAUAUACAUCCUUGUAGCCGCUAAAUAACCUUAUCUGCUGUGAGGAUUGUUUCAACUCGAUGCCGGAUAAUGGAGGGGAGUAACUCGCGAUAUGUCACAUUCAGACAAUAUCUGCUGUUUGUUCUUAACUUUCUUGUCUGGUCAAUCGGAGGUACUUUAAUCGCCGUUGGUAUCUGGGCCAAAGUGAGUAAAGGAGGUUUUGAUGACUUGUCUACGCUAGACACAGAUCCCACUACCUACAUCAUCAUCAGUGGAUGCGUUCUCUUCAUGAUCUCUGGCUUUGGAUGUAUCGGUGCGCUGAGACAAAACUUAUGCCUCCUCUAUACCUUCUGUGCCUCACUGGUUUUUCUGAUCAUUCUGCAAUUGGUGGGAGGCAUCUUGGUUUUGCUGCUUCAAGAAACGGUCCUCGAGUCGGCGCUCCUUUUCUUUGAGCGCGCGAUAGUUCGUUACCGUGACGACGUUGACCUACAAGAUGCCGUCGAUUAUGUACAAGCAGAGUUUCAAUGUUGCGGAGCGGCAAGUUACGCAGACUGGCAGAUGAACGUGUACUUCAACUGUUCCUCACCCGGACGCGAGGCGUGUGGUGUCCCGUAUUCAUGUUGUAUUGAUUGGAACAUGAACUUUCAAUGUGGACUAGACAUUAGAACCAAAACGAAAUAUGAGAUCUACUCCACGAUUCACAUCCAUGGCUGCGUGGAUUCCUUUGUUCUAUGGAUGAAGGAUAAUAUUCUUCUACUUGGGCUUCUGGUAUUUGCGUCAUUGUUCUUGCAGAUUUUCACCUUGUUUCUAUCCCACUGGCUGAUACGCGACGUUACAUUAAUCAAGAAAUAUUCCGAAGAAGCAGCAGAAGCCACACAGCAGUUCCCUGCUCGGUGAAAAGUUUGAAAUAAUACCUUUAUG
Molecule: messenger RNA, 1196 nt
Organism: Patiria miniata (bat star)
Lineage: Eukaryota; Metazoa; Echinodermata; Asteroidea; Valvatida; Asterinidae
Product: tetraspanin-14-like
Exons: 6
Coding region: 366-1172 (268 amino acids)
Cellular component (GO): membrane
Source: RefSeq, a predicted model, not a curated record